Emiliania huxleyi CCMP1516 is the source of this 491-nucleotide messenger RNA. RefSeq lists its product as hypothetical. The transcript has 6 exons. The record is from RefSeq and is a predicted model, not a curated record. NCBI's taxonomy places the organism in Eukaryota, Haptophyta, Isochrysidales, Noelaerhabdaceae. The annotation marks the transcript as partial.
CGCUGCCCUCCGAGCACGACGGCGGCGCGGUCGCCUCGCUGCGGGAGUGGCACGCUGCUGACGGCGCCGAGCUGGUCGUCGCGUUGCACGCGUGCGGCGGCCUCUCGGACGUCGCGCUCGGCCUCGCCGCCAAGUGCGGCGCCUCGUGCCUGGUCUGCACCUGCUGCUUCGGCAAGCACCGCCGCCUUUGCGCGGCGCGGGAGUGGGGCUUGCCGUGCGAGGAGGAGGAGAAGGACGUCCUCUGCCGGAUGGCGGACUGCGUGGAGGACUCGAUCUCCGACGAGGCGAGGCGCGUGAUCAGCAGCUUGAGGCUCGAGCGACUGCGCCGCACGCUGCGCCCAUCGAGCACGCUCGUGCGCGCAAGCAUCCGCACCUUCCCACGCACCUUCUCGCGGCAGAAUGUUGUCCUCGGCGCCGAGUGCGCGCCGUGCGCUCCUGUGUUCUGAAGAGUGAAGAAAUGCAGAGGUAAGGUAAGGUAAGGUAAACUUCUC